Brenthis ino (lesser marbled fritillary) is the source of this 1890-nucleotide messenger RNA. Lineage: Eukaryota; Metazoa; Arthropoda; Insecta; Lepidoptera; Nymphalidae. The record is from the annotation of a GenBank genome assembly.
AUGAUCCCAAGACGUAAACACAACGCGUCGUCCGGCUCCCUGCCGCCGCCGGACGACAAACACGCCAGCAAUGACUACAUCCUGUCAGAUGGCGGCGCGCGGGACGGGUGGCGCGCGGCGUUAAAAAGACGCUUCAACCGAAAAACUCUUCACAAGCGUAUCCCUAUAAGCUCCUGGUUACCGCAGUACAACACAGAAAAGGCAAUUGGUGACGUAAUUGCUGGCGUUACAGUUGGAUUGACGGUGAUUCCACAGUCACUUGCAUACUCUAACAUAGCCGGGCUGCCUCCACAGUACGGCUUGUACGGUUCCUUCCUGGGUUGCUUCGUGUACAUCGUGCUGGGCGGCUGCCGCGCCGUGCCCGCCGGCCCGACCGCCAUCGCGUCCCUGCUGACGUGGCAGGUAGCGGGAGGCGUGAUUGAGAAAGCUAUCUUGCUCAAUUUUCUCACUGGCCUCGUAGAACUGUUGAUGGGCGUGCUCGGGCUCGGAUUCCUAAUUAACUUCGUGUCGGGUCCCGUGUCGUCCGGGUUCACGUCGGCCGUGGCGCUAAUGAUAGCUACGUCUCAAGUGAAGGACCUGUUCGCCAUAACAGUGACUGGUACGACAUUCCUACAACAAUGGAUUUCUGUUUUCCGCAACAUACACAACGCUUCACUGUGGGAUCCAGUGCUCGGAUUCGUCUGUAUUGCACUCCUCCUAUCCAUGAGAAAAAUCGGAAUGGUGAAGCUUGGCACCAAGUGCGAGGAUGGGCCGAGCACGCGGCAGAAAGUAUUGACCAAGUGCCUAUGGCUGGUGGGGACGUGUCGCAACGCCAUCGUGGUGGUGUUGAGCGGUGCGCUCGGCUUCUGGUUCGUCACCACGCACGGCUCGUCCCCGGUGCGCCUCAUGGCCGAAAACGUACAAGGAGCGAUUCCAUCCGGAGUGCCGAUGCCGCAACUGCCGCCCUUCGGUUAUGUUCGCGCCGAUAACACUACAGCGGACUUCUUAGAUAUGGUUUCUGAGCUCGGAUCUGGCCUACUCGUUAUACCACUGAUCGUGCUGCUGGAAGACAUUGCUAUUUGCAAAGCUUUCUCCGACGGGCGCACCAUCGACGCCACACAGGAGAUGAUCGCUCUCGGGGUCGCCAACGUCGCCAAUUCCUUCAUGCAAGCGUAUCCCGGAGGUGGUUCCUUAGCUCGGUCGGUGGUCUCUAACGGCUCUGGAGUGAAGACAACAUUUAAUGGACUUUAUACAGGUGUGAUAGUCAUUCUGGCUCUGCAGUUCUUCACGCAAUACUUUGAGUUCAUCCCGAAAGCGGCACUCGCUGCUGUUAUUAUGUCUGCUAUACUAUUCAUGGUUGAAUACGACGUCAUAAAACCUAUGUGGCGAGCAAAGAAGUUAGACUUGAUACCUGGUAUAGGCACCUUCGUGCUUUGUCUCACUUUACCAAUCGAAUUGGGAAUUCUUACGGGCGUCGUAGUCAACAUCAUCUUUAUCCUAUAUCAUGCAGCACGUCCCAAAUUCUCAGUGGAAAUGCUUAAAACGGAGCAAGGUGCGGAGUACCUGAUGAUCACGCCGGACCGCUGCCUGAUGUUCCCGUCCGUGGACUACGUACGGCGGCUGGUCACCAAGUGCGCCGCCAGCAGCUCCGUGCCGGUGGUGCUCGAGUGCACGCACAUCUACAGCGCCGACUACACCGCCGCCAAGAGCAUCGAGCAGCUCACGGCCGACUUCCACGCGCGCCAGCAGCCGCUGUAUUUCUACAACGUGAAGCCCUCCGUGUGCUCAAUCUUCGAGGCCGUCACCAAGCCCGAGCACUUCGUGGUGUUCUACGAGGACGACGAGCUGGACCGCCUGCUGGCGGCGGACGAGCGCCUGGCGCCGCGCAAGCCGCCGCCGCCGCUGCUCGCC